Messenger RNA from Sordaria macrospora k-hell, 996 nucleotides. RefSeq lists its product as uncharacterized. NCBI's taxonomy places the organism in Eukaryota, Fungi, Ascomycota, Sordariomycetes, Sordariales, Sordariaceae. The record is from RefSeq and is a predicted model, not a curated record.
AUGGAAAAAUUCUCUCAAUUCCGCGAUCGCGGCUCCGGCAUCUCCCCCUUCAUGCCCUCGCCCGCCCCCGACGCCUCCCUCCCCUCGCGCCUUUUCGGCCCUCUAAUCUUUCUCCUCCGCCUCCCCUUCUUCAUCCUCUACACAACCACCUACUUCCUGCUCCUCCCUCUCCUCCCCUCCCCGCUCCGCAAGCUCUUACUCUGGGGCAUCUUCGCCCUGACAGGAACCUGGUGGUCCGAUUUACAGUUAGACGGCGUCAAGCGCGGCUCGCUUUCCCAACAACCCCCUUCCCGAAUCCCGCGCGCGGGUACGGUGAUCGCCGCGAACUUCACUAGUCCUUUGGACGCGGUCUAUCUGGCUGCGGUGUGGGAUUGUGUGUUUGUGCAGAGUUUCCCCAACUCCCAGCAGGUCAGGAAACUGUCUCUUUGGCAGGCUGUUACCCUCGCGCUCAGCCCACGCCAGUUGACGUCUGCAGGAGACAACGAGAAAUUGACGACCAUCGCCCAACUACUCAAAGAAUACCCCACCCGCGCCAUCGCCGUCUUCCCGGAGUGCGCGACGACCAACGGAAAGGGUAUCCUGCCACUUUCGCCAUCGUUACUUACCGUUCCAAGCUCGGCGCAGAUUUUCCCGCUGAGUCUGCGGUAUACUCCCGUGGACGACACCACGCCUGUUCCCGGCGGUGUGAAGGUGUGGUGGGGGUUCUUGUGGAAGUUGUUGGCUAGGCCGACGCAUUGUAUUAGGAUUCGCAUUGGCGAGGGGGUGGUUAAUACCGUGGGGGCUGCUAAUGGUGUGUCGUCUUCGCAUGGUGAAGCUUCGGGUGCUGACCUCCGGAGAAGAGGGGGAGAGAAUGACGGAGAUUUGACGGCGGAGGAGCAGAGGGUUUUGGAUAAAGUCGCGGAAACGCUGGCGAGGUUGGGCAGGGCAAAGAGGGUCGGGUUGACGGUGGAGGAUAAGAAGAAUUUCGUGAAGGCUUGGGAGAAGAGGCGGAGGUAG